AGGGCAGUCAACAUUCACCCGAUUACAUCAAAACAAAUACAUGUUUUCAGUUGUUUUAUCAUUUCCGAGGCACAUGAAAGUCACGUGAACAGUCACGUGAAAAGUCACGAGGAAGACGGAAGUGCGGCUGCAGCAAACUGUAAACACAGCAGAAGAAUGACGACAGCAGCUCUGACCGCGGGUCUGGAGCGGAUCCCGGAUCAGCUCGGGUACCUGGUCAUCAGUGAGGACGGGGUUCUGGCCUCUGCAGGUGAGCUGGAGAACGACGAACACACGGCAGGUGUGAUGAUGGAGAUGGUUCGAACAGCGAGUCGCUUCAGAUUACCUGGAUCAGCUGACCCCCCCUUCAAACGCAUGUCAGUGAUCCUGGAGGACUUCGUUUACGCUGUGACGGUCUCUGGUCAGAAGGUUUUUGUGGUCAAACGUCAGAACAACCAGCAGGAACCGAUCAGCGUUUAAACGGAGGUCAGGUGGUCUGAAGACGACGAUGAAGGUCAGAGGUGAACAUCACAGUGACCUGCAGCUGACCUCUGAUCAGUUUCUGUUUGAUAUUUUCUGUUUUAUUGAAUCUGUUUGUUAAAAUAAAGAUGUUUGAUUUCAAA
Molecule: messenger RNA, 602 nt
Organism: Lates calcarifer (barramundi perch)
Lineage: Eukaryota; Metazoa; Chordata; Actinopteri; Centropomidae
Gene: lamtor4
Product: late endosomal/lysosomal adaptor, MAPK and MTOR activator 4
Exons: 4
Coding region: 157-459 (100 amino acids)
Biological process (GO): positive regulation of TOR signaling; cellular response to amino acid stimulus
Cellular component (GO): lysosome; Ragulator complex
Molecular function (GO): guanyl-nucleotide exchange factor activity
Source: RefSeq, a predicted model, not a curated record